Anopheles funestus (African malaria mosquito) is the source of this 14277-nucleotide messenger RNA. Its product is annotated as elongation factor-like GTPase 1. NCBI's taxonomy places the organism in Eukaryota, Metazoa, Arthropoda, Insecta, Diptera, Culicidae. The transcript is spliced from 3 exons. The record is from RefSeq and is a predicted model, not a curated record. Gene Ontology annotation, cellular component: ribonucleoprotein complex; cytosol. Gene Ontology annotation, molecular function: ribosome binding; GTP binding; GTPase activity. Gene Ontology annotation, biological process: cytosolic ribosome assembly. The coding region runs from base 167 to 3127 and encodes 986 amino acids.
AUGUAAACAUCAACAAAUGCACGUGGUGGGAAGUCAGUCAAAAUCAGCUGAUAUUUCGUUGACCGUUUUGUUGUGUUGGCCGGUAAAAGCGGCCACUUUUCCUUUCGUAAAGUAGUACGAAAUCGACAAAACUGUGAUAUAAUUGUAUUAAUUACGUUAAGAAAAGAUGGUGCGCGUGGAUUUAUCGAAAUUAGUGCAGCUGCAAACGAACGCCAGCCAGGUGCGUAACAUAUGCAUCCUGGCACAUGUGGAUCAUGGCAAAACGACACUGGCCGAUAGUUUGAUCGCAAGCAAUGGCAUCAUUUCCACGCGCUUGGCAGGAAAAUUACGCUACAUGGAUAGCCGGCCAGAUGAACAGGAGCGUCAAAUCACAAUGAAAAGCAGCAGUAUUGCGUUGUACUUUCGGAACGAAUCGAACGAGCAGGAAACCGCCAAUGAAUAUUUGGUAAACUUGAUCGAUUCACCUGGCCACGUGGAUUUUAGUAGCGAAGUUUCGACCGCCAUACGGCUUUGUGAUGGAGCCAUCAUCGUUGUCGAUGUAGUUGAGGGUGUCUGUCCGCAGACCCGCGUCUGUUUGCAGCAAGCGUACAAUGAGCAACUGUCCACCGUUUUGCUGCUGAAUAAAAUCGAUCGAUUGGUGCUGGAAAAGCGGCUCGAACCGGCAGAAGCAUAUCACCAUCUGGCACAGGUGUUGGAGCAGGUUAAUGCAGUUGUGGGGAACCUUUUUGCGACGGAUGUCUUCGCAAGGGAGCAAAUCAGUACAACGGGUGAUCAAACAUCUGCGCUGGAGGAAGCGGAUGAUUCCUUUCUUUACUACACACCCCAGCAGGGCAACGUACUGUUCGGAUCGGCACUCGAUGGAUGGGCCUUUGAUUUGGCCACCUUUGCCCGCCUGUACCAGGGCAAGCUGGAAGGUAUAACGGACAGUGAAACACUGUUGAACGCGCUGUGGGGCGACUAUUUUUAUUCUCCCCGUAGGAAGGCGAUCGAAUCUGGUGCAAUGGAAAAGGGUCGUAAACCACUCUUCGUACAGCUGGUUCUGGACAAUCUGUGGAAUAUUUACGGAUUGGUAGAAAAUCGAGACGAAACGAAACUACGUGCUAUCUCGGAACGUUGCGGAGUGGUGCAAAAUGUGCGCGAUUUGCGCCACGGUGAUGGACGAGUUCCGGUAAGGAAUCUACUCUCCGGUUGGUUGCCAAUGGAGCGAUCAUUACUGGGUGCAGUUUGUCGGUCGGUUCCUACCCCAAGCGAUAUUAGUGAGAUGAAGGCAGAAAAGCUUCUGUGCUCUAGGUUAGCCGAUUUCGGUUCCUACCCACCGGAAACCCAAGCACUAAAGCAGGACAUUAUGAGUUGCUCGGCGGACAGUGAACGGUUGAUUGUGUUCGUUUCUAAAAUGUUUCCCAUCGAACAUGGUGCGCUGGCAGGUGCAAAGGAAACGUUAGAACGGUUAACGAAGGCCCUUGCCUUAGACGAUCAUCCCUCCGAUGAUGACGGUGCCACGGAGAUAUUUCUUGCCUUCGCAAGAGUUUAUAGUGGAACGCUUCGGAAAGGAUCGCGUGUGUUUGUCAUUGGACCGAAGUAUGACCCACGGACGAUGCAUUCGAACGAUAGCGAUGCUAUCAAUCCGCACCUUGUCGAGAUCGAGAUUGACAGCCUUUUUCUCCUGAUGGGUCGUCAGCUGGAACCGGUUGAUGCGGUCCCGGCAGGCAAUAUAGUCGGCAUAGGAGGUUUGCAAAAUGUGGUCUUAAAGACCGCGACACUCAGCAGCACACGAUUCUGUCCACCGUUCGUGGAUCUUCCUCUAAUAGCGACACCGAUUCUUCGAGUUGCCGUUGAAUCGAGAGACAUUCAAAAAAUGCCACAACUUGUACGUGGCCUGAAGCUGCUCAAUCAGGCCGAUGCAUGCGUGGAGGUGCGUGUUCAAGAGAGCGGAGAGCACGUACUACUCACGCUGGGUGAAGUACACCUGGAGCGGUGCAUUAAGGAUCUGCAGGAUACGUACGCCAAGAUUGAGCUGAACGUUUCGAACCCGAUCGUACCGUUCAAGGAAACCAUUGUGCCGUUUGUACCGACGUCCGAGGAUAAUCCUGAGGAGGAAAUAGCGAAGGAUAGAGAGAAAGAUAAAACGGUUACACUUCAAACGCCGAAUCGGCAAUGUACCAUCAAACUGGUAGCGAUGCCAAUUUCACAGGAACUUGUGGAUCUACUAAAUGCCAACGAAUCUGUACUGAAAGCGUACGUUCGAGCACACGAAGCGAAACAAAAACUACCACAGGCGUUGCAGGAUUCAAUUACCGAGCUUCGUUCCAACCUGAUGAAACUAUUACCCGCCACGGUACCGUUUGAUCGCAUUUGGUCGUUAGGGCCGAAGAAAUGUGGUACGAAUUUGCUUAUCAAUUGUACCGAUUUUAAGCACACCUCCGUGUGGUACGAAACAGAGCCAGCUGAACGGACAAUGGAUGAUGAUCCGCGGGCUCAGUACGAGUCAUCAUUUUUGAACGGGUUCCAAAUGGCAUCGCUAGCCGGUCCUCUGUGUGAUGAACCGAUGCAAGGUGUUUGCUUUUUGGUAGAACGCUGGGAUGUUGAUGUAACGGUCGGUGUGGACCUUGCGUCUGUGGCUUCUCACGGACCACUUUCGGGACAAAUUAUGUCAGCCGUUAAGGAGGGAUGUAAAAAAGCAUUUCAAAAUCAACCCCAACGACUGGUUCAUCCGAUGUACAGCUGUAAUAUAACCGUGAACUCAGACGUGCUCGGCAAACUGUACGCCGUAAUCGGACGACGACAUGGCCGCAUCCAGUCGGCCGAUCUGAUUGAAGGUAGCGGCCAGUUUGAUGUAACGGCCGUCAUUCCGGUGAUUGAGUCGUUUAAUUUUGCGACCGAAAUUCGGAAGCAAACGUCCGGUUUGGCGAUGCCGCAGCUAGUCUUCAGCCACUGGGAAACGGUCGACAUCGAUCCGCACUGGGUGCCGUCGACGGAGGAAGAGUAUCUGCAGUACGGUGAGAAGGCGGACUUUACGAAUGUGGCACGCGUUUAUAUGGAUGCGAUACGGGAACGGAAAGGUUUGCCGGUGGAAAAGAAGCUGGUCGAGUUUGCUGAGAAGCAGCGUACACUAUCGAAAAAUAAAUAGUUAAGAAGCACGACAACUGAAGUAAUUGUAAGUAAUGUUUUGUUGGGGUUUUUCGUUUUUUUAAUCCUUCUGAAACUUUUUGUAUUACAAGGAAGCUUCAUCGAAAAGUUUUAACUACAGUAAUAGAGUUCUUUUCGUCAUAUUUAUUAUAAGAUUUUGUAAUUUAAAUGAUAAAGUUGGUACCAUUUCUAGAUUAUUUCCAAUUGAACUGGAAUUUCUUAAGGUAGAAUUCACACCUUUUCUAGCUCUCUAGAGCUGUUGCAAGAUAAAAUAUAUUGUUUGCUAGGCUCUCAUAACUCUUACACUUGCAAAGCACUUCGACAUGUUAAGAUAAUUUAGGCCCAAAUUCCGUAAAUAAAUUCCAGAACUAUCUCGACAAAUUCCAGUUCUACUUGUAUAUAAUCCAGAAAUGGUUCCACCUUUACCCCUUGACGUUGAAAACCGAAUAAUGUUGGUUCAAGUUUAUAUAUAACUGAGACAUUAGAAAGGGAAAUUUCUUUUCAAAAUUUAAUCUUUUUAUAUUUUAUUAAAUGCAUCAUUCUUGGGGUUAACAUACCAAGCGAUCCCGAUAAGUAUAAUAUCAUGAAAUUGAUUUGAUUCAAUUAUUAGGAUUAGACGAUUUAAAAUGAGAAAAUCUUACGUAAAAAUGUUGUUUCUAAACAAGAUGAAUUUUGUGAGAAUAACCUCUGAUCAAGAGAUGAUUGAUUCUUCAUAUACAAAUUUAAAAUGAUUUGUUUGACAUAAAUUUAAAAGGCAGGAGAUCGUAUAUCUUUAUUCGAUUGAUUGGUUGUUUCCUAAUAAAUAAAUUAUAUAAAUCAAACUGUUAAUCAAUCAGCAAAUCAUCUCAGAAGGGUGAUCAUUUUAAACUUUGAUUUUAUUUUAUAAUUGGAUGGUUACAAAUGGAUCUGCAUGGAAGGGAUUUGGUGAAAACAUUUUUCGUAUUAUUUUUUGUCCGAGAUUUAAAAAACAAAACGAAACGGAAAAGUAAACAAUAAUCAUAAUAAUUGCUUUAAUCAGUGAAAGGUUGAAGCGUAUAAAAUAGAUUAAAUCUUCGUCAUUUGUAGGUUCGUCUUUAGGCACAGUCUAGGUUAAUCCGCAGUUUACGACGACCGUCACCAACACACCGGCAUUAAACUAUUGUUUUUUUUUGACGCCAUCCUUUCGCGAUACUGACCUAGAAAGUGAAAUGCCAAAUGCAUUUACACCGAAUCGUACGUGAUGCUGUACCGUCGACAUCUAUAUUUGCGGAUGGUAUUUUGUGGUUUAAUUUUCCGAACUAACACGAUCCGGCUCAUUUGUGUUCGGGCUAUGUUCCGGGACACGCCAGUGUGCUGUGGUUUUUUUAGCAAAUCUUUCUCACUAUCACGUAUCAUAUUACCACAAACAGACACUUUCCCUCCGGUGUGAUGGUGAUCGCGGUAAGCGAAUGGUAACGAAAGAAGAUUCGCUUUCCUUCUUGUUUGGUGGAAAACUUUAGCCGCGGAUUGAAGCGGUUGGAAAAGUGGGUGGCCAUUUUGGUUUUGUUCUGGGAUUAGAAAUCAGCAACCCGACGACGACGGUGUGAUAUGAUUCCCGAGCAGCCUUUCUUUUUGAGGUGCUUCAGGCUAAUUAUACGUAGUACGGCGGACGUGGUGCGACAAUAGACACCGAACAGACGUGCAAGCUCCACCAUGCCUGAGUAUGUCAAUUAGCAACAGUCACAAUGCUGGGAGAUGCAACCGGUAGCAAGACCGGCGCGUGUAUUCCGGUUGGUGCACGAGCAGCAUCAUUCCCACACGCAACCCAAUCCCACGUAGUGGAGUUGGCGUUUUACCAGAUUUUCCCAUCGGGUCGGAAAUGGUAAUGUGGAUAAGGUGACCGUGGAUAAUACACGCUGCCGCGCACUGUUCACCUUGAUUGGUUUCACUUUCACGUAUCGAUGCAUGGAUUUACAUGCGCAUCGUGCUAAAAAACGGAAGCCCAAGCUAAUCGGGGCGCUCUGGAGAAAAAAGGGGAGGGGAAAUGACAGGGGAAGACGAAGUUGACACGGUUGAAACGUGGGCCGGUUAAGGGGUUUAGAGCUGGUUAGAAGACGAAGCCGGUCGAAAAUUUCGCUUUUGAUGGCGAGGCGUCCCAAGCGGAGGGGAUUUGUAUCGUUCCUUGUGGAUUUCCUGGUACGACACGAUCAUCGUCUCUGCAUCAUCGUUGACGUGCGCUACUGAUAGGGUUAUCUUGAUACGUCGUCAAGCGGGUAUGCGAUCACGACCCUGCUUGGCGCGUUGAGCAGAAAUCGCACCAAUCACGCUCGGAUGCGUACGGAAAACGGUGAAAAUACUAUCGCACGCAAGGACGGAAGUUCGGAAACCUGAUUUCACUCAGUUUACUCGUAACUUCUGUGGGUGAAAGUUAAGAAGAAAAACCACAGACGGAGAACUUGGGACAGCUAACGACGCCCGUAUCCGUUCCGGGCGCUUGUAUUUCUUGAGGUAUUGCCGCUCUCCGACGCUGGGUGAACGAACAACCAUUGCGUACGGGUGCGUUUCUGGUUCCGCUGGGAGCGAUGCCAAUUAACGGUGCACGCGGGCAGAAUGUCGUGGUCGCAUAGUUCGCUGCGUUGCGGUAUGUUUUGGGCUAAUUAAUGAGCAGCGUAAUUGGGUGUAGGUUCCAUGUUCCAGUGUCGAGGACAGACCACGGUUUCCUAAAGAGUCGUCCAAACUGGAGAAACAUUGUCCACUCUUGGGCAAAUUACGACGACAUUGAGCAACUGAUGACAAAUGUAAUUAAUAUACAAUGGGGAAGGUAUAGAUCUCGUGAAAUAUAAUCAAAUUCUUUAACUCCAUAAUCAGAGUCUUGUCAGUUGGCAUGUAUAAAGCAGCUACAUGGAUUUACCAACAUUUUCUGGAUCACUCGCAAAGCUCUGAUGGAAUGUGAUCCACCGGAUCACUGGGGAAUGCAUCACAUUCAAUCGAGUGACAUUCCUUCUGUUCUCAUUCCAACAUCACCACGGGAUGCUCACCAGGCAAGAUCGAUCCGUUGCGGAUCAAUGUCCCGAUUGCUAGCUUCAGCAUAUUCUUGCACUGUUGGUCAAAGCAACACCUUCAUCAUCAUGGUUCACUAUCUUGGUGGUUUGAAAAUUACAAAUUUCACACUCCCAAAGCCGCGAUCGAUCGUGAUCUGCAAAGCGGACAUCGAUCUGCCGUUUUGUCUAUACACGUGAUCGUGAUCGUUCCGAGUGUAUCACGCCGGUACAUCGGUGCAAAAAGGAAGAAGUAAACCGUGACCAACAAUCGUCCCGGAAUGACGAAUGCCUUAGACGAGAGCCGAAUGGUAUCCCCAUUAGGCGCAAUGUCCGCGAAUGAGGUCUUUGGGUAUCGCUUCGCAAAGCGCGCAAACUGCUACCACCAUCGUCGGAUGGUGACAGUGAUUGGCAGUGGCAGUGACCACCGUCGAUGUUGGCCACGAUGUUAACCCGCUGCAGGCAUCGGGCAAAAACACGAGCAACGCGAGUAGCUACCUAGGGGAGAGUUUUUGUGAUUGAUUUAUGCCGACUCACAUUACGACGGUUAGCGCGAUACUCAGUGAUGAGGGCGCAAACGUCCAGAAGCGAGAGCGCGUGUAGUAUGGUGUGAGUUCCUGCUCAGUGGUCCACCACUGGGAGUCUAAUUAAUAACGUUAGCUAGCGUACGACAUGAUCUACACCCGAGCCAUGACAUGAGAUCGGAAAUCGGCGCCUCGGCCUUUUGACAGCAGUCGGCGCUAGUGUUAUAAUGACAGAUCGUUAACCAAUUAGUUUAUUAGCGUGUGGGCGAUUUACGAUCCCGCGGGCUCUUACUAUUGGCUCUGUGUUGGGGUUGGGGAGUUUUUUUUAGCUAAACCUACAACUCACAAAGCCAUCGAAUGAGUUGAUCCAGAUUCUUUGUUGAUCCGUUUGCUUUUUACUCUUGUUGUUAUAAUGUGCUAUUGCUUAUUUUUAAUGAUUGUUUUGCCUUUUUGUUCCAGUGAUCUAGAAAGGUAAAGUUGGCGAAAUUGCCCAUAGCUCGAGGCGCUAGAAAAGUAAACAAAAGCGACAAAAGGCACGGAAACAGCGGUACCUCUCGAUUACGUUCACAAGGAACUGCCAGCUGUGUAUCAAUUCCUGUAUGCCUGACUUGUACAGGUGAUGCGAAUUCGUUACGGAUGAUCCGCAGCCUGUGUUUAACCUUGAUCGUAGCGGAUUAGUACGGUCCGUAGUGAAUGCAGAUAAAAAAAACCGGAAUGGUUACACACCCCCGGGGACCGAGUGAUCCACACCGGGUUGACAGUUGGUAAGGCUCACUUUCUACUCACAUAGCGUCGUAGAAGGAAAUCGUUUUCUCAGUGGGCCAAGGUGACGGCUGGCCGGUGCGAUGUUCGCCAAAGUUCAUUGUGCCAUUUAUGCGAAGGUGUACCUCAACCAGCAGCAUUAUCAACUACAGGUGCUGCUAGCUCAUGUGAACUAUUGGUUCACGCUCGCUUAUCCGUGUGAAUCUCGGCAUCUCGGUGUGUAGUGGUGGGAAAAUUUGAAACCAAGAGCGAGAAGAUAAUGGCAUGCGAACAAACGUACCACACGGCCAAGGGUAGAAAAUUGACUCCAUUUUUCCUCUUCCUUAGGUGAGAGUUUCCAACAAUACGUCCCAACUGGGGGAGGGUUUUCCAUCACAUUACCAUCCAACCGUCGUAAGCAGACAUUUGAAUUCAUAAGCUGUUGGUAGCCGACAACAAGCAGACGUUAGGAGCUAGUGUUUUAAGAGAUGCGUAUCGGUGGUGGAAGUCACCUUAGGAAGUAAAAAAUAAAAAAGUAAAACAGAACGUUUCGCUUCCCAGCCCAUUAUCGGUAAGAAACAGUGAGGCAUGGCAGCAGUUGUCGAUCGGUUUGAGAACGUCUCGCACCCCAAGUUGAUGCUUAACGUUUUGCUAAUUUAUUCUUCACUUUCACACGAACAAAAAGGGUGUGCACUAACUUUUCCUUUUGUUGCGUUAGCUCGGGAAAUGGUGUAAAUUUGCUAUAAAUCUUUUGCUACUAGCCUGGGAGCUAUCAGUUGCUGAAGGGAGCGAUGAAAAUGGAUGAGUUUUUGUUUAUCUGUGUUUGCGAUCAGUUGCCACGACGUACGAUAUGGGAUGAGAGAAACAGAGGGUGAAUAGAUUGUUCUCAAUUUGCGAUGCGUUACUUAUAAUGAUAAGGUGUUGAAAUUUUUUAUCUGAUAAGAUGAUAUGUGACGGUUAGUGAAAGUGAUCUUCUUUGUAAUGAAAGCUAGUCUAGGUAGGUUAAUUAUUUUUUAUUUCUAGGCAAUUGAAUAUAUGAAUCUAUGAAGGAAAAGGUCAAAUCACAUUUCCAGGUUCAGCUUCCAACGCAAUUUUUAUGAAUCUUCAAUAUUUUGAUUUUCCGCUUAUGUCGUAUUCGGAUGCAAAAUCGUUUAUGCUUGAUCGCUAAAGAGUCGACUUCUCUUAUUUGCUCGGAAUUUAUUUCGCAUUUUAGUAGAUCGAAUUGACAGCCAUUAUCUACCAUUUCUUAUUUGCUUGAGGUUACUAUAAUAAACUGUCAGUUUAUAGUGAGCUGUCAAAUUUCGAAAUUUCUUUAUAUGCCACUCCGCGUACAUAACAUACCGUUUAUUACAGGUACUACUUGUGAAUGUAUGUCACACAUUGGUACAAGUAUUAUACGAAAGGAAUAAAGUAAAACAUAAUUUUCCACUCUUUCAUAUUCCACAUCUGCAUACAGCAUACUCCAUAGACACAACCAUUUUGUUUUUAGAUGUGUAGUGCAAAUGCAAAAACCAUGUAGCGUACAAAUCGUAUCGAGAAGGGAUCGUUGGUACAGUGUUUUAUCUUGCUGUCUCGCUGUACACGUUUCACUUAUUUCUGUGAUUGCAGUUUGUCUUCGUUGUCUCGUGUUCACGCCCGCAGGGGCGAAUGGUCGAUCAUUACUGCCGGGUUGUUUGCAGAUGUCGAGUCAAAUUACACCAAUGUUCAUGUGAGGCACCAAGUGUGGGACCAAGGAAGCGAAAGGACAAUUUAUGCGGUUCAAUUUUCAAUUACUUCUCCCGGUCCUGCUAUAUCGAUACCGCAGAAGAACGUGUAGGUCAAGGUUUGACACACCUUCCAGUAGGUUUAGUAGAGGUGAAAUAAAAAAAAAGUUUUAAGGAUAGACGAUGGAGAACGGUACAAAAGGGAAGAUUUGUUUCGAAACAAUCUGGUCUCCGAGCAUCGGCGAGGUAACGAUAGGUAACGGUCAGAUAAGGAGAGAGAAAGAAAAUUGAGUAUUUCGAAGGAAAGCUCCAUCAGCUGAGCGCUUGCUUUCGGUGGAGAUUUGGACGGGUGACCGGAGAUAGCUUGAAGGGCUUGCUUAUGGGCUUGGGGAAGAUUUAUGGGACCAGCUCAUAGGCGUCCGUUUGUCCUCGUUUUGAAGCCAGCGUUCUUUUGCUUUCGGUUAGAUCGCAAGAGAGUGAUCGUUUUUUUUUUGUCUUAAAAUUGUCUAAACAAACUGAAACAUACUUUGUAAGUUAGAAGUGGAGCUAAAAAUAUUGCAAAUAAAACCGCAACACAUGGGUAAUAUCAUUCACGCUCGUUUGUGGUAUUCGAAAAUGGAUACAAUACACAUAUCUUCGAAGCUUGAUAUGUGCCGUGCCACGUAAAGAAGGAAUGCAAUCUUGACCUCUUGAAAUAUGCAACAUUUAGAUUCAUUCUGAAGGUAACUACCGUACAGGAUAAACGAUCGUUUCUUUGCAGCUAUGUAUCUCUCACCAUUUGCUGUAAAGCAUUCUCAACGAUAGUGAAGAUCCCGCAGCAUAACGGAUCGCCACAGUUGUCUCAAAGCGAUGGACAGAAGAAUGUACACACGCAAAAAAAAGAAUUGAAAAACAACAUCUGACAAUUGUUUUUGUUCUGUUUUUCUCCUCCCAUCGCACCUUUUCCCGGUAGUCCGCACGUUCUCUGGUGGAAUUUAAAAUUCUAAUUUUCCGCCAACAUCAACUGGCCGCUAGUUUUACGGCCGGCUGGUUUCGGAAUGCAUCCACACGGGUGAGGUGAGGGAGAAAUGUUUUAUUAAUAAAAUUAAUCUUCCGCACAACGGCAGCUAAUGCGAAAGCGGGCGUGGGUCCGUUUUUUUAGUGCAAUUUUAAUUACAUUUCCGCGGAUUUAACAUGGGAGAAUGUUGUUGGGUAAGUAGUAAGUAUUUUGCCGGCUACAUUCUUUGCGAUUGGCUCUGGCAGGGUGCGGAAAUAAGAUUCCAGUUACUUGGUUAUAGUAGACGAACAAAAGUAGAAGAAUAUGUUAAAAAAUGUCGCGUUAAAUACGAUAAAAAGAUUAAAAUUAAUAUUGGUGUAAAUGUUCACGCAUAUUUAACCAAAUGUCAUCUGUUGUGCUAAACAUUGUUUUAAAGUGUAAGUUAUUUUGGUUUUGCUGUCUUCCAAUUACAUAAAAAGAAGUAACGUAAGACCAGCACAAGGUGUUUGUGGGAUAUUUGCUACAUAUGAGCUUCAAUUCGCCAGCACAGAUACAAAACGCGAAGGAAAACUAAACCUCCGUUGGUAAUCCCUUGUCCAGGAACGGUUGUAAUUCCUUCUGUGUGAACCGUUCCGUGUGUCCAGGCGUGUGAGCGAUGUGAACUCCAGCUGGACGUAUUGCUCGAAUGGAUGGACACGAGUAGGUGGGUGUUUCACUAACGAGCUUCGAAGCAUGCCGGGUUCCAUGCGACCGAUGCUUCUGCUCGGUGUAGCAUUGCCAUGGUUGACGUUGUGGAUGUGAUUACAUGUUCGCGAUAGCCGAUCUUCACCGAGAACAUGGGCGGGAAUGGGCAUGAAAUUAAUAAUUAACUAUCCAUCAGUACACACCGGCAAAAAAAUAGGACCAUCGACCGACGUGUGGAUGAUCGCGAGGACGCAAAAUUAUUGGCAAUGGAGUCUCAAUUACUGAUAUUAUUGUGACGAUUAUUACUGUCUCGCUGCUGGCGAGGGUAAAUAGUGAACGUUGAUGGAGAAUGAAGCUGAAAGGGAAACACAGCCUCAACGGCUCGUAACGAGAUCCACGAGUACGUUUGCACUCCAUACGUGAUACGCAGAGCAAAACAGAAGUUAUUAUGCGUGUAAUGCUCCAUAACUCUGGUAUUAAUUUUACGAAUGUUUGUCGCCGGUUUGAACUUUUCCCCUUUACAACUACGUGAGAUUGAGCGAAGAAUUUGCGGUUAAAAAGGUGUAUCUGUAUCUUGUUUGUAUGCAAAAUUUUUCAAUCCCAAACAAAGUCAUUUGCUGCGGUUAGAAUAAUGGUAAAAUGAUCAAAUGUUACACAAACCCUCCUUCGAAAGCCGGUUUAGUGUUUGUGUUUUGUACGAAUCAAAUGCCAAACCUAGUCCAAACAUUGUUUGAUUGUUGUUGUCAAUUUCUCCUGCGGUUAGCUGACCUACAAUCCUGGGUCGCUGGCAAGAUUCCGCGUGAGCGAAAACAGGGAAGUCAUAAAUCAAACAUUGUAACCGCCCAUCGUUGUGCGGGGUUUUACAUUUCGUUAAGGAAAUUCGCGACGGAACGGUGCGCGAUCACGUAAUGAAGAUCUGCAUUUUUGUGCAAGCGAAGUACACUGUCGAUUGGGGUCUCCCAAAUCAACCCACUGAACUUCGAACUGGCAGUCACACAAUCGCACCCAGCACAGCGCCAUCGUCGGUGAGUGGGAUUUGCGCUUGGUUUUGCGCGGGGACGCGCAGGAAAAAAUUCUCCGACAAGAAGAAAUAAGUGGAAUCAAAUGUCACGAUCAUCGUAGCAUGGAUUACGGGGAAAACAUUUUUUUUAGUCACAGACAGAUUCGUAUUUCUGGCCAAGAAAGGGGUUCGUCGUUUGUGGCGGCACCCAAGUCUUUCGUAGCAAAGCCAACAGUUUGUAUACCGGUGGGAAGUUUAUUUUUUGCUUGGCAGAAAACGCAAAAAAAUGGGGGAAAAAACAAACUUUACUACUAGGAACAUUAUUAUUUUGAACUGAUGAAAAUAGACAAACAGAAAAAGCGGAGGCAAUGCAAUAGCAAAUGCUUUUCCACCCCAUUGGCCUCACGGUUUUUGUUUGGAUGGUGCUGCAUCGUGUUCAGCACACCGUCAGACAAAUGAAGGGAGUUUGUGUUGCUUGUGCUUUUUUUUCUGCGCGAUAACAGUAGACGCUAACACAACAGGAUCGAUGACUGGGGCUGUUGUUGGCAAAGCACGGUACAUGAUCGGUUCGAUAGGCACUGCUGGAAGUUGUGGUGGAAAUGUUUCUGUUUGAUCGCUGCUGCGGCCCACUGCUACUCGCGUGUGUGCUGCUAAUGAACCUUGCGCUUGACAUUGACUGCACGGUUGCCCUAGCGUAGCUAGGUUGGUCUUUGCUCGUUUGCUUCCUCGGCGUGUACACUAUGGCGAUGGGGUGGAAAACGGAACGGAAAAUCAGCAGAUGUUACCACAUAUUGGCUGAAGAUUGUCGUUACUUCUGUACGGGAGGAUUUAACAUUGGGAACGGUUGUUAGGAUGAUGCUAAGCGUUCGACGGAAGUACUAGAGUUCCGUUAGAUCAAUUUAAAACAAAAAUCAAACUACGCGGUUCAUGCCCUGAGUGGGAGUGCUUUUGAUUACUGAUUUGGUGUGUCAUCUGCUCCUGGGUGUUAUUGCAUUUGUUGAAAAAUAGGAAAUUUUUUAUAGUAAAACUUAUAAUUUUUAGUUUUAAAUCAACUCUUUAACCUUCUUAUAGUGAAAACAAUCAUGAGAUGAAACAAGCACCUCCUGCCACUGAAACAACCCACACCUACAGCGUUAAUGUAAUCAUUUAAAUAGGUUUAUAGGCCCGCCCGGACAGUUGUUUCAAUGCCAUACAUCCGAAAUGAAAAAUUUGCUCUACAUAACCAGUAAACAUCUGAUAGCAAUAAUCACUUCCUCCGAUCGUAUGUUUCACUUUCAACGUUUCCAACCCCUCCACCGCCCGGUGCAUCGCUACCUAAUGAACCCGUGUACAACUUUACAAGACAUAUGUAUUACUUUCGCUGCCGCUGACAGAUCAAUAGCCUGCAAUCAGGUUUACGCGUCCGAUCGAGUGUACCGGAUUGCCCUCCGGCGAACGAGAAUGAAAUGCAACACACAUAUCGGUCAGACAGGCGUUCGGUAGCGUUCGGUCGGUGGCACCACCGGUGGCAAGAUUACAGUGUUUACCAGUGUCUUAAUAAUCAUCAUCCCCAAGCAUCAAGAUCACCAGCGCACGAGCCUGUUACAAAUGAGUAGCACAAAGAUGGAAAGGUGAAAGGAGGAGUGUAGAAAGGAACAAAACCAAACGAUUGGUUGUUUUAUCCGGAAAUUAAUUGCUGACGGUAUCUCCCCCCCCCCCCAUCGUACGGAUGAAGAGAAACAAAAAAUUAAUUAACCAAUCGAACUGAUACGCGGUCUAUAUCAAUAAAAUGUGAUCAAACGAUCUGUCGCAAGAAUAGUAACCGAUCGACGAGUUCCACACACGAAAAAGUCAUUCUUUAAGCCCUGCGGCGUAUAACUGAAAAUUCGGUCCAGAUGAGAAAGGUGUCAAUAAUUGGAAGCAGUAGAGAAAAGCAAAUCGCGGUGACCGUUUGCCGAUCUGAUGUCUAAAUUAGCCACUUUUAGAGGCGGUCAAUCAUCGAUCAUUAAUUACGGAGUCGGUCAAGCUGGUUAAUUGAUGAUGGAGGGUUUAAGGUUUUAUGUUCAGCUUAUGUUGUUUUUUUUUCUUCUAUUCGCUUUACCAGUUAAAUGUUGCUUUUUUGCUCAUACGUUUGGUUGCAAAAAAAAAGAACCGAAAGAGUGGGCGAACAAGCUUAAAUCAUUACGGUACGACUGGAAACGUAGUGUGGUGGUCCAAAUAUGUGUAUUUUUUUUGGGUAUAUGAUUUAAAAUUUCUUUUUGCCACUUUACCCCGCUGGUACGCUCUUUUGAUCUAGUUGUUAAAUGCGACGGGGUCAGAAGAACGGUGUUUCGUCUGUAGCCGCGAAACAAUGUUCAACUGGUUGGUGAAGUAGUGAACUUUCAUAUUUUUUGCCACUUCACUACCGACCGGGCUUCAUUAAGCUGUGUGUGCUUAAUUGUGUCUUUAAACUAUGCUUUCCGCUAGAUAACUUCUGGUAAGAGAAGUGAGCUGUAGUUCCCAAACCUUUUCACUGUAGCAGCUGCUUCAUUAGACACCGCGGAAGGAC